UUUCCGGAACCGAACAAAACAGGUGACGAUUUCUUCGACUUUCGUUUGCAGCCGAUGUUUGUCUUGUGAAAGUAAUAGACAUUAUAUCUGUAAAAGAUGAGUGUGUUUAGUCCUUUCCCUGUUGGGGACUCGGUGUCAGGAAGGCUUGACCAGCUGUGUAAACUGGACAUUGACUGUGAUCAACAUGAACUAAUGGGAAAGAUGACUGGUAUUAUUGGCACAAUAGGUCCAGCAUGUGAUUCUGUGGAAAUGUUAACAGAUAUGUUUGUAGCAGGACUUAAUAUCUGUAGAAUGAAUUUAGCCUACAGAACACACCAGUAUUUUGCAGAUAUAAUUAAAAGAAUUCAUCAAAUUGUGCCAAAGAUUGGACAUCAAAUUGCUAUCGGUACAGAUAUAACAGGACCAGGAAUAAGGUUGGGGUACCUUAAAGGGGAAGUAGGAUUAGGACAGGAACUGAAGAUGGCGGUAGGAGAUAAGAUGAGAUUUACGUCUGAUUCGACCUACAGAGAAUGUGGCACUCCAGAGAAUAUGUUUGUAGAAGUAGGGGAAGCUAUAGAUAGAGUACAGAUUGGUAAUCAAGUCAUUAUAGAGGAUGGACCUCUCACCUUUAAAGUUACAGCAAAAGGAAAAGAUUAUGUAGAUUGUGAAGUGGAGGAGCCAGGAGAGUUAGGAGGAAGGAUGUUAUGGACUAUACCUAGACUGAUCCUAAAGGAACCUAAACUGUCAGUCCAAGAUAAACAAGAACUUGACUUUGCUUUAGAACAUCAUGUAGAUAUGAUAUUUGCCUCCUUUGUGUAUGAUCCUGCCUUAGUCCAUGAAAUAAGAAAAUACCUUGGGGAGAGAGGAAAGACCAUGAAGAUUGUGUCAAAAAUAGAGAACUAUGAAGGAAUCAAAAGAUAUGAUGAAAUAUUAGAUGUGUCUGAUGGUAUAAUGGUUGCCAGGGGAAACUUGGGAAUUGAUAUUUCGCCAGAGAAAGUUUUCAUUGCUCAAAAAAUGAUGAUCGGCAGAGCUAACAAUGUGGGCAAGCCUGUUAUUUGUGCAACACAGAUGCUAGCUAGUAUGAUUCAGAACCCUCGUCCAACUAGAGCUGAAGUUGCAGAUGUUGCAAAUGCUGUCAUAGAUGGCGCUGAUUGUGUGAUGUUGUCAAGGGAAACAGCAAGAGGGAAAAACCCACUGAAAUCAUUAGAAACAAUAUGUAAUGUGAGUAGAGAAGCUGAGCAGGCUUUAUACAGAGAUCAGUUAUUCCAUGAUCUGAGAGUAAUGGUGGAGUCCGAGCCCACUGAUGCCACUCAUACAGCGGCUUUGUCAGCUGUUGAAGCAGCUAUGAAAUGUCAUGCCAGAGCGAUAGUUGUUAUCACAGCUACGGGCAGGUCAGCUGCACUGAUUGCUAAAUACCGUCCCCCAUGUGUAAUCAUAGCUAUUACAAGAUUUCCUCACACAGCUAGAAGUCUACAUCUACACAGAGGAGUAUUACCUAUACUUUAUCAAGCUGAAAGAACAGCAGAAUGGAUAAAUGAUGUAGACAACAGAAUAAACAAUGGUCUUAUGAUAGCUAAAGAAUUGAAGUAUAUUGAUUCUGGAGAUAUCUGUGUGUUAGUGACCGGAUGGAAAGCUGGUACAGGCAGGACAAACACUGUCCGAAUCAUCACAUGUCCAACCUCAGAAAGUCCACAGAUGUAUGUUAGAAUCCAUGGUUCCAUGUCCGAGGAAUUGUUAGACUUAGAUGUUACCGACUCUCCAAUUCACAGAUAAAAUGAUAUGUUUGUGCUAAUAUUAUUUUAGGGGAUAUAUAAAUACAGUUGAUAUUUUUGUGCUAACAUUAUUUUUAAGGGGAUAUAAUACAGUUGAUAUUUUGCCAUAAUAAUUAUAAAACAUCAGAUAUUGUAGAUGUAAUCCUCUAAAAAUACAAACUAUUUGUCAGAAAAUUAAUAGGAUAAACUAGUCUGGUCAUUUUAAUGCAGAAAGUCAUUUAAAAUGUGGAAAAAUUAAAACAUGUUGUAGAAAGGGCAUAUUUACUAAGUUCUUUUACACAAGGACCAAAAAAGGUGCUCAUGAGACCAUCUUCUUUUUGAACUCACAUUCUUUUAGAAAAUUGUGAUGAUUUUUCUUGCCCAUAAAAAGUUACCAUUGAAACUGUAUUGUAUUCCUAACAUAAAUCUUCUAUUCUUACCGUAGAAACUUGGGUUGUUUCAAGAAUUAUCCACUAAUUAAGCAUAAGUUUACAGUUUGGUUACAAAGCAAAGAGCAGGCAACUCUUGUUAUAUUAUUUAUAAUUGUCCAAACAUGUAUUAGUUGGAGUGUUAACUUUUAAAGGUUGACUUAUGGUAUAUAUGUUACAUUUUAUAUUAGAAUCUUUGAAAGAUUUUUUUUUUUGCUAUCAUUUUUUGCAUAUAAAUUUUUCACAUAUAUGGAUCCAUUGUUUAGGGUGUAGUUCGUAUAGAUUAUGUCAUUUUUAGUGCCAUUUGUUAUUAAUCAGCCAAUUCGCUUAAACUACUUGUUUACCCAGAAUGCAUAAGAUUCUGAAACGGUGAAUUGGCAAUUUGAUGGACGCAAAUGCAGUUUUCCUGGCAAUGAUUCUGUUAUCACACAUUCCACCUUGUUUAUAAUACCUAAACAAAAAUUCACUGAGUUCCUAAUGAGCAAGACUUCAUGAGGGCAGGUAUACUAAGUUUCUUUAUUAGGGUUUUAUAUCCUCAAAUUUACCUCAUUGAAAUACUCAUCAAUUGUAUGAGGCAGCACACAUCCUCUUUUUAUUAACAAGUUCAAGUCACAUUUCUCUUUGUAUAUUUAUUUUUGGACCCAGUUAUUAUGAAGUGCCAGUACAUGUAUUAAAUUAUAGUUUGCUAUUAAACACUUUGGGUGCAAAAGAAUGUAAACUUUAAGUCAUGGUAACCAUAUCAUAUUCAUAUCAUCAUACAAAUAUUAAACAGAUGUAUAUAUUUUUUAAUUUUCCCAUAUUCAAUUUAGCUGAUUUUUAUGCCUCAUUUAUGGGCAUUAUGUUUUUUGGUCUGUGCAUUUAUUCGUCUGUAUGUUCGUUCAUCUGUAUGUUUGUUUUCGUCUGUCCCGCUUCAGGUUAAAGUUUUUGGUCAAGGUAGUUUUUGAUGAAGUUGGAGUCUAAUCAACUUGAAACUUAGCACACAUGUUUCCUUUAAUAUGAUCUUUCUAAUAUUAAUGCCAAAUUAGAGUUCUGACCCCAUUUUCAGGGUCCACUGAACAUAGAAAAUGAUAGAGCUGACGGGGCAUCCGUGUACCAGGGACACUUUCUUGUUUAUUGAUAUGAGUAUGAUGCAGUCCUGUUCUUUGUUACUAUGACUGCAGGAAACAGUGUAACCAUAUUUAAUUUUUGUAAGAUAAAUUUUUGCAUGGAAAAGAAAUGGUACUCUUAAAGGAUUUACUACAAAUUAAACCCCCCUUUAUGUAUCUGCUUAUUCCAUCAAUACAAAAUAAUGACCCAUACCCAAUAUCAGUGAAUAUUGAGAGCAAUACACUUGCAUAUCUCAGUUGAGUUAGGUGAUUGAUAGUGCUGCAGGUAUAGCUACUUUUUAUUUUUAUGUUAUAUAUAUAUUGCUGGUUUUCCAUGUUAUAAAAUAUUUUAGCUGUAACUAUUGUUUGGUUAUUACUGAGUGCCAUGCUUGGUAUUUGUUAUUUAUAAUUGAUAUUUAUAGGUUUGUGUAGUGUAACUGGUCUAGUCUUUUUUAUUAUUAUUAUUAUUUUGGAUUCAAUCUUGUUAACCCCAUAUUUUUCAAUAUUUUAUUUGUAAAUAAAAAGGUAUGUUUGGUUACUCUUGUCAUCUGAAUUUGUUCAAAAUUACCUCACAUCUAAUCCUCUGGGUUAGGAGUAUUUAUAAAAAAUGUGCAAAAUCUAAUACUGUCAAUUCAGAAAUUAUUGCUAUGUUUCUAUUAUUGCGAAAAAUCCUCUUGCAUUUUUCUCAAUAUUGCAAAAAUUAAGAUCUCUUUUAAGGUCUAAAAUGCCAAAAUUAC
Mytilus trossulus (common blue mussel) is the source of this 3980-nucleotide messenger RNA. RefSeq names its product pyruvate kinase-like. Gene Ontology annotation, cellular component: cytoplasm. The transcript is spliced from 11 exons. The coding region runs from base 97 to 1752 and encodes 551 amino acids. NCBI's taxonomy places the organism in Eukaryota, Metazoa, Mollusca, Bivalvia, Mytilida, Mytilidae. Gene Ontology annotation, molecular function: pyruvate kinase activity; potassium ion binding; magnesium ion binding. The record is from RefSeq and is a predicted model, not a curated record. Gene Ontology annotation, biological process: glycolytic process.